Messenger RNA from Orycteropus afer afer, 2847 nucleotides. RefSeq names its product protein phosphatase 6 regulatory subunit 2 (gene PPP6R2). Lineage: Eukaryota; Metazoa; Chordata; Mammalia; Tubulidentata; Orycteropodidae. Gene Ontology annotation, molecular function: protein phosphatase regulator activity; protein phosphatase binding. The coding region runs from base 1 to 2847 and encodes 948 amino acids. The record is from RefSeq and is a predicted model, not a curated record. The transcript is spliced from 22 exons. Gene Ontology annotation, cellular component: nucleus; cytosol.
AUGUUCUGGAAGUUUGACUUGAACACCACAUCACAUGUCGACAAACUGUUGGACAAGGAGGACGUGACACUGCAGGAGCUGAUGGAUGAGGAUGACCUCCUGCAGGAGUGCAAGGCACAGAACCGGAAGCUGCUGGACUUCCUGUGUGGGCAGCAGUGCAUGGAGGAGCUGGUGAGCCUCGUCACGCAGGACCCACCCCUGGACAUGGACGAGAAGGUCCGCUUCAAAUACCCAAACACAGCCUGUGAGCUUCUGACCUCUGAUGUGCCGCAGAUCAACGACAAGCUGGGAGGGGAUGAGACCCUGCUGAACCUCCUGUAUGGCUUUCUGGACCACGAGCCUCCCCUCAACCCUCUGCUUGCCAGCUUUUUCAGCAAGACCAUUGGCAACCUCAUCGCGAGAAAAACUGAGCAGGUGAUUGGAUUUCUGAAGAGCAAGGAGGACUUCAUCGGCUUGGUGCUGCGCCACCUCGGCACCUCAGCCAUGAUGGACCUGCUGCUGCGGCUGGUCAGCUGCGUGGAGCCAGCCAGCCUCCGGCAGGAGGUCCUCCAUUGGCUUAAUGAAGAGAAGGUCAUUGAGCGGCUCGUGGGGCUAAUCCACCCAGGUCAGGAGGAGGAUAGGCAGUCCAAUGCGUCUCAGACACUCUGUGACAUUGUCCGGCUGGGCAGAGACCAGAGUGGUCAGCUGCAGGAGAUUGUGGAGCCUGAUCCCCUCCUCACAGCCCUGGAGUCGCAGGGCUGCGUGGAGCAACUGCUCAGGAACAUGUUUGACGGUGACCAGACUGAGAGCUGCCUGGUGUGCGGCACGCAGGUCCUGCUGAGCCUGCUGGAGCCUCGGCGGGCUGGGACAGAGGGUGGCUCUGUGGACUCCUUCUCUCAGGGACUCGAGCGGCCACAUAGUGUCAGCAGCAGUGUCCUACAGGGCAUCGAGCCGCGGCUGAGGGACUUCCACGGCCUACUGCUCAGCCCGCCAAAGAAAAGCGCAAUCCUGACCACCAUUGGAGUGCUGGAGGAGCCUCUGGGCAACGCCCGCCUGCACGGGGCUCGCCUCGUGGCUGCCCUGCUGCACACAAACACGCCCAGCAUCAACCAGGAGCUCUGCCGGCUCAGCACCAUGGACCUGCUGCUGGACUUGUUUUUCAAGUACACGUGGAAUAACUUCCUGCACUUCCAAGUGGAGCUGUGUGUCACGGCCAUUCUCUCCCACACCGCCCCGGAGGACAGACCACAAGCUGGUGGCAUGAGCCACCGGCCUCCUGGCUCUGAUGCCCUUGUUCUCCGUGAGCACCCUGCCCUGAUGCCACCUGUCCCUCAGCUGUUCCAGAAGUGCUGCCUGGUACAGAGGAUCCUGGAGGCCUGGGAAGCCAACGACCAUACACAGGCUGCGGGCGGCAUGCGGCGUGGAAACAUGGGCCAUCUCACGCGGAUCGCCAAUGCCGUGGCCCAGAACCUGGAGCGUGGGCCUGUGCACACCCACAUCAGCGAGGUCGUUCGAGGGCUCCCUGAGGACUGCCGGGGACGCUGGGAGAGCUUUGUGGAGGAGACCCUGACCGAGACCAACCGUAGGAACACUGCAGACCUGGUGAGCACACACCACCUCCACUCCUCCAGCGAGGACGAGGACAUCGACAGCGCCUUCCCCAAUGAACUGUCCCUCCAGCAGGCCUUCUCCGAGUACCAGAUCCAGCAAAUGACGGCCAGCUUUGUGGAUCAGUUUGGCUUCAAUGACGAGGAGUUUGCAGACCAGGAUGACAACAUCAAUGCACCAUUUGACAGGGUUGCAGAGAUCAGCUUUAACACAGACGCAGAUGAUGACAGUCCACACGUGGUGCUGUUUGAAGCCUGCUGCAGCGACCGCAUCCAGCCUUUCGACGACGACGACGACGAGGAGGACAUGUGGGAGGAUGGCGAGCUGAGUCGGUCAGCCCGGGUGACGGCCAGAGCCAGGUUUGGAGCUCCCCAAGCUGCAGAGAGCAGCACAAAGAGCGGCUCCGAGCAUGGCGGUCACAAUGGGAACACAGACACAGAUGCCCUCCUAGGGGGUGUGCCUCUAGCUGGGCACAGCCGGAGCCCCGGCCCACCAGCCCCUGUGCAGAAGGACAGCCCUGGUGUGGAGGCCGAUGUGGAAGGUGCUAGGUGGGCUGCAGUGUUUGACGAGCCCGUGAGCGCGGCACCGCAGGCCCCAGGGGUGGCCGUGGAUGUUGGCUCCAGUGUCUGGGCGGUCAGCACACCUGGUGCCUCAGGCCCAGAGGAAAAGGGCUGGGCCAAAUUCACCGACUUCCAGCCUUUCUGCUGCUCUGAAUCCGGGCCCCGGUGCAGCUCCCCGGUGGACACAGACACUGGUGACAUCCAGGGAAGACCAAACCAGGACCCAGAAAAAGCCUCCAGCCUCACUACCCCAUGUGCCUGGGACACAUGUGUCUCCAGGGUGUCUCCACUGGUGGCUUCCAACAGCGGCUCCUCUGGGUCCUCGGAGAGAGAGGACGUCAAGCAGAGGGUAGGGGGCGUCCACGAGGGCGCUGGCUCGGAUGUCAGCCAGGGGACUCAACAGGCCAUGGAAUCCUCCACUCGAAGGGUCGACCCCACGUCCCAGGGCUCUUCCACCAGCACCCCUGUCACUGCAGACGCGGCUCAUGCCCCAACUGAGGCCAUGGUCCCUGUAGCAAACAAAGCAGUCACCACAGCAGUGAGCAAGGCUGGGCCCACUGCAGUCACUUCUACUGCACUGGCCGUGGUGGCACCCCCAGGGCCCAUUGUGGCAGUCACCACAGUGGCCUCCCUGGGGACAGAGGACAGGAAGACUGACCCGCCGCCACCAGGGGGCGCCACGUCCAAUGGCCCUGUGUGA